Messenger RNA from Malassezia restricta, 2121 nucleotides. Its product is annotated as replication factor C subunit 1. NCBI's taxonomy places the organism in Eukaryota, Fungi, Basidiomycota, Malasseziomycetes, Malasseziales, Malasseziaceae. Gene Ontology annotation, molecular function: DNA clamp loader activity; ATP hydrolysis activity; ATP binding. The record is from RefSeq and is a predicted model, not a curated record. The transcript has a single exon. The coding region runs from base 1 to 2121 and encodes 706 amino acids. Gene Ontology annotation, cellular component: nucleus; DNA replication factor C complex. Gene Ontology annotation, biological process: DNA repair; DNA replication.
AUGGACAAGAAACGCGCCGGUGCCUCUGACGGUGGCGAUGCCAAGCGCAUCAAGUCUGAGCCUGUAUGGAGGCAGAUGGCACAGCGCCGGGCUGCAGGUCCUGUAGCGCCUGGCAGCAAGGCCAUCCCCGAGGGCAAGCCACAUUGCCUAGCGGGUCUCACGCUCGUUUUCACUGGUGAGCUAUCAAGUAUAUCGCGAGACGAUGCCGUGGAUUUGGCAAAGCGGUACGGUGCGAAGGUUACGACGGCUCCUUCGUCUAAGACGUCCUAUGUGAUCCUGGGCGAGGGUGCAGGCGCGAAAAAGCUCGAGAUGAUUCAAAAAAACAAAAUCAAGACACUCGAUGAAGACGGCUUUUUGGGCCUCAUUGCCGAGCGCGGCACGCAAAAGCUCGAUCCCGCGGUCACAAAGAAGCUCGAAGAAGAGGAAAAAAAGGUACAGGCUGCGGCAAAAGCGCUCGACACCCCGAAUACAACGCCCGGUCAGCUCUGGACGUCCAAGUAUGCGCCGCGCCAAUUGCGUGACUUGGUCGGCAACAAGGCGCAGAUCGAAAAGCUGCAGGCGUGGCUCCGUGACUGGCCCAAGUCUCUCAAAGCGAAUUUUAAGAAGCCAGGUCCUAAUGCCACCAAUACGUUCCGAGGUAUGCUCAUCUCUGGUGCACCAGGCAUCGGCAAGACUACCGCCGUGCACUUGGUAUGCGCGCUCGAAGGCUACGAAGUCCUUGAGCUUAAUGCGAGUGAUACUCGCAGCAAGAAACUCUUGGAAUCUGAGCUGUCUGAUACCAUCCAUAAUCGCUCGAUUGGCAGCUGGAUGCGGGGUCAACCGACGAAGGGGCGACUUGCGAUUGUGCUCGACGAGGUAGAUGGCAUGUCGGGUGGUGAUCGAGGGGGCGUGGGAGCCAUCAAUGCCCUGAUUCGCAAGAGCCAAGUCCCCAUCAUUUGCAUCUGCAACGACCGACGCAAUCCCAAGAUGCAGCCUCUGUACACCACGACCUUCAACAUGACCUUUUCAAAGCCGACGGUCCAGGCGAUUCGUUCGCGCAUGCUUUCGAUUGCUUUCCGCGAGGGAUUGCGCGUUCCUGCCGAAGUCAUGGACCAGCUCAUCCUCGCAGCGCAAGGUGAUCUGCGUCUUGUUACGAAUAUGCUCUCGACAUGGAAGCUGUCCCAGAAAACCAUGUCCUUCGAUCAGGGCAAGGCCUUUGGUGCGAUGCACCAGAAGCCCACCAUGCAUACGCCCUUCUCGUUGUACAGCGAGCUCAUGAGUCCUCAGCGGUUCGGACCCCUCAACAAGCAAAGUCUCAACGACAAGCUUGACUACUACUUCCAGGACCACUCGAUUGUGCCGCUGAUGGUUGCCGAAAACUAUAUCAAGAGCCUGCCUGCGCCUGUUCAGAAAGAAUCGGCGGCGCCGCUGCGUGAGUGGAAGCAUUUACAUGCGAUUGCCCAAGCCUCUAACUCGAUCUCUGACAGCGAUUUGAUCGAAUCUCUUAUGCGCGGAGCGCAGCAGCACUGGUCGCUCUUACCACACCACGGCAUUGCCAGCACGAUCCGCCCUUGUUCGUUGACGUAUGGUGGACACUCGUCCUUCCCCGCUUUCCCCUCAUUCUUAGGCCAAAACUCGAAGCGCAUGCGGCUGCAGCGCCAGCUGGUCGAGCUGCAAACGCACCUGCGUCUUCGCACGACGGGAUCGAAAGACGACGUGCGUCAGUCGUACGUCUCGGGCCUCCUGGGCCAGGUGGUCGACCCUCUGCUGGACCGUGGACAAGAAGGCAUCCGGGACGCGAUGCAGGCUAUGGAUGAAUACUACCUCAUGCCACAAGAUCGCGAGACGCUAGUUGAACUCGAACUCACACACGGCCGCGAGGACCGACUCAAAAAGCUCCCAGCCUCGGCCAAGUCUGCAUGGACCCGCGCCUACAAUGCAGCCACGCACCCUGUCGCCUUUCAGCCGGGCGCCACGGGUGCCGCGCCAAAAGCGCGUGCGCUGGCAUCUGAGAGCAUACCUGACAAUGAAGAAGCGUACGUGGACGAUGAACCAGACGAUGUCGAUGACCCGCCCAAGGACGAUCAACGCGAUGCGCUCAUCCGACCGACCAAGCCACGCAAGAGCAAAGGAGCUACAUAG